This is a messenger RNA of Piliocolobus tephrosceles (Ugandan red Colobus), 1995 nucleotides long. It is a transcript of the gene SLC38A6, whose product is annotated as solute carrier family 38 member 6. The record is from RefSeq and is a predicted model, not a curated record. The coding region runs from base 592 to 1800 and encodes 402 amino acids. Gene Ontology annotation, biological process: amino acid transmembrane transport; L-glutamine transport. Gene Ontology annotation, molecular function: L-glutamine transmembrane transporter activity. The transcript is spliced from 16 exons. Gene Ontology annotation, cellular component: plasma membrane. NCBI's taxonomy places the organism in Eukaryota, Metazoa, Chordata, Mammalia, Primates, Cercopithecidae.
CCUUCCCGGCCCUGGUGAAGUACGGAACGCCGGAAGGGCCUGGCUCAAAGCUCCGCCUCUGGCGCGACCGACUACCGGAGCGCAGGGCAGAGGUAGAGGCUCGCAGAUGGACCUGGUAGUCAGCUGGAGAGCAGCAUGGAGGCGUCCUGGGGAAGCGUCAACGCUGAGCGGGGCUGGUAUGUCUCUGCCCAGCAGCCUGAAGAAGCGGAGGCCGAAGAGUUGAGUCCGUUGCUAAGCAACGUAAGUGAGCUCUAUUGGCUUCCCGGCACUGACACCCGCCGACUUCCCUCAAGUGCCUGCCAAAUAAGACCCAGAAAAGGAGGACCGCACCGGGAAAGGGGAGAUGCUGGAGCCUGAACCCUGGGGGAUGGGGCCCGAAAGUAGCCGCCGAGAUUCAGAUGAGAUUGGCGCAGUUAUGAAUGUGAUAGCAGCCUAGCAUACUCUAGAAAGAAAAGAUGAAAAGCGUCGUGUGGAAGAGAUGCAGCGUUUAGUGCAUGAUGGGAUGAGCGGCCCUAGGAUUAUGUACUCACUGCUGAACUUCACAGACAGCGAUCCCCAGGUGUUUCAUUUGGUUUAUCAGUGUUUAAUUUGAUGAAUGCCAUCAUGGGAAGUGGCAUCCUUGGCUUAGCUUAUAUUAUGGCUAAUACUGGUAUCCUUGGAUUUAGCUUCUUGCUGCUGACAGUUGCUCUCCUGGCUUCUUACUCAGUCCAUCUUCUGCUUAGUAUGUGUAUUCAGACAGCUGUAACAUCUUAUGAAGAUCUUGGACUCUUUGCAUUUGGAUUACCUGGAAAGGUGGUGGUGGCAGGCACCAUAAUAAUUCAGAAUAUUGGAGCUAUGUCAUCUUAUCUUUUAAUUGUUAAAACAGAGUUUCCUGCUGCUAUUGCAGAAUUUUUGACUGGAGACUAUAGUAGAUAUUGGUAUCUUGAUGGACAAACACUGCUAAUAAUCAUAUGUGUUGGCAUCGUGUUCCCUCUUGCACUUCUUCCCAAAAUAGGCUUUCUUGGCUACACAAGUAGUUUAUCAUUUUUCUUUAUGAUGUUCUUUGCUCUUGUGGUAAUAAUUAAAAAAUGGUCCAUCCCUUGUCCUCUGACAUUAAAUUAUGUAGAGAAAUGCUUCCAGAUUUCAAAUGCUACAGAUGAUUGUAAGCCAAAACUCUUUCAUUUCUCCAAAGAGAGUGCGUAUGCCUUACCAACCAUGGCUUUUUCAUUUCUCUGCCAUACCUCAAUAUUGCCCAUAUACUGUGAACUUCAAAGUCCUUCAAAGAAAAGAAUGCAGAAUGUUACCAAUACAGCAAUUGCUUUAAGUUUUCUCAUUUAUUUUAUAUCUGCACUCUUUGGCUACCUCACUUUUUAUGACAAAGUGGAGUCAGAAUUACUAAAAGGUUAUAGUAAAUACUUACCACAUGAUGUUGUUGUCAUGACUGUGAAGUUAUGCAUACUAUUUGCUGUGCUUUUGACAGUCCCUCUAAUCCACUUCCCUGCCAGAAAAGCUGUAAUGAUGAUGUUUUUCUCCAAUUUUCCAUUCUCGUGGAUUCACCAUUUUUUGAUCACUCUAGCACUCAAUAUUAUCAUCGUUUUACUUGCAAUAUAUGUUCCUGACAUUAGAAAUGUAUUUGGUGUAGUUGGUGCCAGUACAUCAACAUGUUUGAUUUUUAUAUUCCCAGGAUUGUUUUAUCUUAAACUUAGCAGAGAGGAUUUUCUCUCGUGGAAAAAAUUCGGGGCAUUUGUUUUGCUCAUCUUUGGAAUUUUGGUUGGGAAUUUUAGUUUAGCACUCAUCAUUUUUGAUUGGAUUAACAAAUAAAAGAAAUAUUUUCCUACUUCUUACAAGAAUAAUGUACCUCUAUAUGUAAGAAUGAAUUAUUCUGGAAGACACCCUGGAUGAAAAAUAACAUUUUAAUAAAAAAUAUUAACAGAAAAGCAGAACAAAAUGUCAGUGGGUAUGGGGAAGUAAGAGUAUAGCAGUUUUAAUCAAAAAAAGAAACAAACUUGAAAUGCU